GUGAUUUGAUUCUCUGCAAUGACCCACGUGCUGGUCCCCGAUUGUUCUGGGUCAACGGAAGAUUACUGGAAUUAACAAUUAAACACCUGUCACCACCAUGGAGCCUUUUUCUGACCAUUUUAUGGAAUUCCACCCCAUCCAUGGCACCAACGUCCGGCUAGACUAUUCAGGAACUCAGGCCACGAGGGUGGAGAGCUUCGCCAACGGAGUCUGCUUCAGCAAACACCCUCUGAACCCAGGCGAGAUUUUCCUCAUUGAAAUCGAGGACAAAGAAUUGGGAUGGUGCGGCCACCUCCGGGUAGGCCUGACCUCUCGGAACCCCAAAAACUUGGACGUUGUACCGGAAUAUUCUAUACCAGAUUUAACAGACCAGGGGGACAGUUGGAUAUUCGCCAUAACUCGGAAUCACAAUAAAAUUCCUGAGGUGGAACAGGAGCAGGCGGCAGAGGGUGAGGAGGCGGGAGGGCACAGACUUGGACGUGGCGAACCUGAAGAUGUAGCAGAAGUACAAGAAAACUCCAAACCUAAGUCUUUUUUCACUGACUCUCACCUGUUCGUAGACAAUGUCCGCAUCCCAAAGGACAAACUGGUUGGGAGGAGUAGACCAGGUCGCUUUAGUCACAUUUUGGAUGACUUGUAUAAGACUAAUGCACUACCCCCGACUGCCAGGAGGAGCAGGAUCGGGGUGCUGUAUGUGCCAAAGGGGCGGGGCCAAGGGGACAUGCACAUCAUCAUCAAUGGAGAGGACAUGGGCCCUUCAGCCCGGAGUAUCCCAACCACACAGCCGCUGUAUGCUGUGGUGGACGUCUUUGCUGCGACUAAAUGUGUCAGGAUAGUGCAAGUAGAGUAUGGAUUCUCCUCCUUACAGACGCUCUGCAGGAAAGCCAUCCAGAAGCACAUAGUCCACAGAAUGGCCAUAGACUGGCUGGAGCUGCCCGAAGCUCUCAAACACUACUGCAAGUAUGAGUGAACAACAACUUCAAUGACAGACUGCACUGACACACAGUAUUUUAGAAGGCUUACUUACAGUAUUUAAACUCACUUUCUGAAUUAAAAAAAUGA
This is a messenger RNA of Boleophthalmus pectinirostris (great blue-spotted mudskipper), 1062 nucleotides long. It is a transcript of the gene neurl2, whose product is annotated as neuralized E3 ubiquitin protein ligase 2. Lineage: Eukaryota; Metazoa; Chordata; Actinopteri; Gobiiformes; Gobiidae. Gene Ontology annotation, biological process: intracellular signal transduction. The transcript is spliced from 3 exons. The record is from RefSeq and is a predicted model, not a curated record. The coding region runs from base 98 to 970 and encodes 290 amino acids. Gene Ontology annotation, molecular function: ubiquitin protein ligase activity.